Molecule: messenger RNA, 3024 nt
Organism: Numida meleagris (helmeted guineafowl)
Lineage: Eukaryota; Metazoa; Chordata; Aves; Galliformes; Numididae
Gene: TANK
Product: TRAF family member associated NFKB activator
Exons: 9
Coding region: 175-1623 (482 amino acids)
Biological process (GO): canonical NF-kappaB signal transduction
Source: RefSeq, a predicted model, not a curated record
CAUGGCGGGCGGGCGGGCGGGUGGGGAGAGGCACAACAGGAAGUGAGUUCUGGUUCCUGGGUUAAGGUGCUCCGGCGGGACCCAGCGCCCUGUGCCGGGAGCGGCCGCGGGCUCCGCGAGGCGCUCAUCUCUUAACUUGACCAUCCUUUCAGUGAUGAAACGACAUUGGGAAUUAUGGACAAAAACAUUGGAGAGCAACUUAACAAAGCUUAUGAAGCCUAUCGACAAGCAUGCAUGGAUAGGGACCAUGCUGUGAGAGAACUACAGCAAAAAACAGAGAACUACAUGCAGCAAAUAUGUGAACAGCAGGAACAGAUAGAGCUUCAAAACAGCAUUAUUGCAAAACUGAAUUCACAGUUAGCUGCUCUGAAUGCUAAUAGAGGUAAUGUGCAUCCCUACAUUCUGAGGCACGAAGACCUUGAAACCUCCAACUUAUCUUUUAGCCAGCUCUCUGAAAAACUGAAUGUAGCAAAGCGAAGAGAAAGACUCUUAAAGGAACAGUUAGAAAAUGAGAGCAUGAAGUUGAAGCAACUUGAGGACAGAAACAGUCAAAAGGAAAGGAAGCUUAUGUCUAUUAUUUCCAACCAAGAAGAUAAAAUACGAACUCUGAAAAACAAGUUGAAAGAAUUAAACGACGCCCAAAAGGGUACACAGAUGCCAACAUACAAAAUAGAGGUGAAAAGUAAGAAACUUGUUCCAGAUAAGCCUGAAUUAUCUAUAGGGAUUUCUGGUAUUUCACCUUUGCCUGAAAGGGAGAAUCUGGAGACUAUUUUUCAGGAGAUGAAAGAAGAGUGUCAUCGAAUAUGUAUGCUAGCCAGAGAACAAACAGACCAACUGAGUAAAUUUAAAAUAAAGCCAGAACCUGAAACUGAAAUACAGUUUUCCAUGCCAAUACAGUGUACUGAUAAAACUGAUGAACAAGCAGAAGAGCUUUUUAAGCCUCGGGUUAUACAGGAUAUAAAUAGAGGUGCAUCAUGCAUCACAUCUAUCACACCAAGAGGAGUGGGCCAAGAUGAGGACAACAACUCUGUAGAAUCACUUUCUAAAUUUAAUGUCAAGUUUCCACCUACAGACAAUGACUCUGCUUUCUUGCAGAGCACUCAGGAAAAAGUAACAGUUCCUUGCUCUGGUAUAGCUGAAAACAUGCUUCAAGAUCUUCAUUUUAACCGGGAGCACAGAGACCGUGCUGUUAACCUCAGUAAAUUGGAACCUAACUCAUUUGAAGCUCAUGGAGCUGAUCUCGUGACCUCAGCUUUACAAAGCUUAACUACUGUUGACAAAACAAACCCUCCAAAUCGUGCAAACAUGCCCAUAGAAAAUACCCGUGACAAAACAUGCUUGAAAACAACAGACACUGCUUUCACGUUUAUAUCUAAGCACGCAAGCCAAGGUGCACCUGAAGCAAUUUUUCCUUCUUUAGAAGCUGCCGGAACAACCAUCAGAGGUCCUCAUCAGCUCAUUUGGCAGCCUCAGGACAAUGAUUUGCUGGCACAAACUUAUACAGACUCUGAACUGAAUCAGCGUGGAGUAUGUGAAUUUUGUCGAGAAGUUUUCCCACCAUCUCUAACAUCUAAGGAAGAUUUUCUUCGGCAUCUGUAUUCCCACUUUGAAGUACAGUCUUAACGUAUGAGAAUUCAAUGGAUCACUGUUUUUGCAUACAUUUGAUUUUUUUUAUUAUUGAAUAGAUUUGCUAAGAAUUUAAGAAUUAAGAUUUCUUGUAACAAGAACUAACCGAAAUUGUCAGAUAAGCACAUUUUUUUUCGUUGUCAUUUGACAAGGUAAAAUGCCACUGUAAAUCAGUACUGUAAUUCACAUUACUGCUUGUCAUGCUUCAAUGUUACCAUUGGGAUUGUAGUUAAAAGCUUUUUUUUUUCCCCCAAUUAAUCUUUCCCUGAAUAGGCUCGAAGUCGUGAUUAUAUUUAUGAGUACAGAUUUGCAGGAUUAUGUCUUUAAUCUGGGUAGAUAAAUUGGUGUACUGCUAGGAUUUCUGCUCAAUAUCCAGUGAUAUUCUCUUGAAGGGAAUGGGGAGAGGUAGGCUCUCAUUUUUAGUUUCUGUUAUAAAAUCUGUUAUAAAAAAUAACAAUUGUGUUAAUGUACCUUUCUAGCAUUAAUCAUUAGUCAAACUACUUUCGUGGAAAAUAUUAAUAUGAAGGAUGGAGUAAGAAAAGGCUGAAGCGUCCCUAGAAGUAAGAAUACCGAAGAUGGAAAGCUUUACCUUUCCUUCUGGUCUGCUAUGAAGGAUUGUUCAAGUCUGUUAUGGCUUAGACAGGCAAGGGGAAAACCUAAUCACAGAAAUCUCAGUGACUUCAGUUCUAACCUGAAUACGCAGAAUGGUUUUCUCAAUGGAAUUUAAAUGCAUUUAGUCAAAAUGUUGCAUUUUGAUAAAAGUUUGCACAUUUUAUAGGUUUAUUGAGUUCAAAUUUAAAAGUCAUCGGUUUUUUACUAAAAAAAUUAAUGAUAAUAGGUGACAUAGAGCUUUUGGCAUUUGAACUGAGUGUAGUUUUUAACCCUGAUUUUUUUAUAAAAAUUAGCAUUAAUAUUUUUAUAGCAGCAAAGUACAAGUCUUUUUAAAGAUUUGUUCGCAGGUGACCUGGGGAAAAAAAAUACACCCGGGUAAUUUUUAGAAUGGAUUUUUCUGCAGUUAUUUGCUCUAUUUUAAAUAUCUCAUGUCAACAGUGUGUACUGUAAUAAACAGUAGUGCACAGUGCACGUCUGCUUUGUGGCUUGGAGAAAGACUUUGUUCCUGUUAGAAGCUCUCAGCCCCCGCCAGUAGUGGUGCUGAGGGUCCGUUCGGUGCCGGACUGCCUGUGCAGCUGUGACGUACCUCACAGUGCAGCUGGGAGGCUGCUGGGGAGCAGAGCUUCCAGCACCGGGAGGGGAGCUGGGGAUUUGCAGUCUCCAGCCUAUCCAACAGAAAACCAACUUCUCUCUACUGUGGAAUCCUAGCUCAGGAGCUCACAUUAUUAAGCCCGCAUCAACUGCGGUUCACCUUUAAAGAAAAUAAAGUCAUCCCUGGCACACACC